Molecule: messenger RNA, 385 nt
Organism: Sinocyclocheilus grahami
Lineage: Eukaryota; Metazoa; Chordata; Actinopteri; Cypriniformes; Cyprinidae
Product: nucleolar GTP-binding protein 2-like
Exons: 3
Coding region: 33-383 (116 amino acids)
Cellular component (GO): nucleolus
Source: RefSeq, a predicted model, not a curated record
UAGACCGGGUCAAGGGAGCUGGAGGGAACAACAUGAGGGACCGUGCCACCAUCAAACGGUUGAAUAUGUACAGGCAGAAGCAGAGAUGCAACAGUCGAGGUAAGGUGAUCAAGCCCUUGCAGUACCAGAGCACAGUUGCUCCAGGAACUGUGGCCAGAGUUGAGCCCAACAUCAAGUGGUUUGCCAAUACACGUGUUAUCAAGCAGUCAUCCUUACAGAAAUUCCAGGAAGAGAUGAACGCGGUAAAAAAAGAUCCGUACCGAGUAGUGAUGAGACAGAGCAAGCUACCAAUGUCCUUGCUGCAUGACCGAAUUAAAGCACAUGUGAGUAUGCACUCACGUUACACAUACAUGCUGUUUUUAUACAAAAAUCCUGUGGCGUGAUG